Elaeis guineensis (African oil palm) is the source of this 2587-nucleotide messenger RNA. Its product is annotated as protein GRAVITROPIC IN THE LIGHT 1. NCBI's taxonomy places the organism in Eukaryota, Viridiplantae, Streptophyta, Magnoliopsida, Arecales, Arecaceae. The record is from RefSeq and is a predicted model, not a curated record. Gene Ontology annotation, biological process: negative gravitropism; response to red or far red light.
GUCCGCAAAAGGUUUUUAUUUCCGAUGCCGCGUUUUCCAAUGCGGCUGCUCUCCUUUUCUUCCCUUCCCGCGCUUCUUUCACGUCUUUUACUACUUCCGCGUUUCCACCCUCGCCUUCCUCCUCGUUCUCUCCGCUCUCGUCUUUGAUGUUUUCUGUGCGAUUAACUCCGAUUACUGGAAAAUAGAUGGAAACGGAGGCGGCGGAGGCCCUUCAAAGAUUCGAUUUUGAGGCGUGUGAUGGUUGACGAUCGGAUCGGAAGCACAGGCUUCGUCGUAGAGGGAUAGAAGAAGGAUUGAGAGGAGGAAGAGAAUACACAGCCCUUUUCCAAUCCAAGAUUUCUGGAUUUGCCGCAUCAUGGUCCAUGAAACAUGUACCAUCAGUAUGAGAAUCUCAUGUCGUGGAGAAAAUAUAUUAAAUGAAUAAUUAAGGCUUUUAAUUAAUGCCGUACACACAAGGUCUUUCCGCUUCUCUGCCCUUCGUCUCGCCUUUCACUUUGUCCUUUUUUGUUUUUAAACGAGAAACUCUUUGCCCUCUUUGAAAUCUCCUUUGCCCGUUCUUUUCCAUUUUUUUGAAGUAGCAUAAACCCUUAAAAAGACCUCUAACUGGACGUUUCCUUUGAGAAAACACAGACCGCAGUCGUCGGAUUGCUUCUCUCAGAGCCGUUGGAUUUGUUCUCAACGCGGAACGCCUCACCUCCUUUUGUUCCCCUUCUCCCAUCCCCUCUCGCCAGAUACUAAUAUUUCUCUCACGCCCUUCCAUCUCCUCUGUCUUGCUUAAAAUCCGGGGUUUCCCUUCGGAAGAAAUUAAAGAAACAGAUGGAGACCGCCAGGCCGGCGCCACCUAACUUUGGGUCACUGGCCAAGACCUUUACGAAGAUCCUCCGCCUCCGGCGGGCCGCCACCGGCUCCGGUGGAGGAGGCCCCGUUGGUGUCGCCCCCGACGAAUGUAAGCCGAUCAUGGAGAAGCUUAAGCUCUCAGGAAACCUCAGAGAGUACUCCACCAUGCUCUCUGAGCCUCACAAAGACGAGGAUGGGAAGCAGCAGCAGCACUCGCUGAAGCUCUCCUCCAAGGAUAAAGAGGCCAUGGAAUCCCUCCUCGCGAACCUCUUCGCCAGCGUCUCCGCCAUCAAGGCGGCCUACGCUCAGCUUCAGGUGGCCCAGUCACCCUACGACCCCGAUUCCAUCCAGUCCGCCGACAAGGCCGUGGUCUCCGAGCUCAAGCACCUCUCCGCCCUCAAGCAGUCCUACCUCAAGAACAAGCUCCAUUCCCACGCUCCCCCGCCCUCCCAGUCGGCCCUGGCGGCCCAAAUCCAGGAGCAGCACAGCCUCCUCAGGACAUACCAGAUCACCACCAAGAAGCUCGAGGCCGAGCUCCAGCUCAAGGACUCCGAGAUCCUCUCCCUCCAAGCCGAGCUCCUCGCCUCCGAGAAGCAGAACCGAGCUCUUGAAGCCAGGCUCCACCCGGGCCGCUCCCUUGCCGCCCUUGAUGACCUCCACCUCUCCGCCCUGAACCCCACCCAUUUCCUCACCGCGCUGCGGUUCACUGUGAAAUCGAUCCGGUCGUUUGUCAAGCUGAUGGUCAGGGAGAUGGAAUCGGCCGGGUGGGACCUCGGCGCCGCGGCCGGGUCCAUCCAGCCGGACGUGCUCCGCCGGAAGCCUGGCCACCGGAUCUUCGCCUUCGAAUCCUUCGUCUGCCAGCAGAUGUUCUCCGACUUCCACCGCCGGGACUUCAAUCUUUGCUCCUCGGCAGACCGGUCCUCCUGGGACCGGCGUCGGUUCUUUGAAGAGUUCAGCGACCUCAAAUUUGUGAGCUUAAAGCAGGUUUUCGACGGGAAAGGCCAGAACUCGGCGUUGGGGAAGUUCUUGAGGGCGAAGUAUUUGUCACUGGUGCACCCGAAGAUGGAGGCGUCCUUCUUUGGUGAUCUAGAUCAGAGGGCGCUGGUGAGCUCGGGGCUGGGGUUCCCGGAGUCGGCUUUCUUUGCCGGGUUUGCGGAGAUGGCGAGGCGCGUGUGGCUCCUACACUGCCUCCUCUUCUCGUUCGGACCAGAGGAGGGGUCCAUCUUCCAGGCCCGCCGGGGUGCCCGGUUCUCGGAGGUGUACAUGGAGAGCGUGGCCGACGACGACGACGACACGGCCGGUGCGAGGCCCACCGCCGUGGGGUUUACGGUGGUCCCCGGGUUCCGGGUGGGGAAGACGCUAAUACAGUGCAAGGUCUAUCUCUCGUCUAGGGUGGGAGGACGGUCAUGAUGCUUCUCUGAGAUAGGGUGGAGAUCGUGAUGCUCCAUCGGACGGCGGUGGAGGUAUCUAGACCUAUUCUGGACUUUUAAGGUCGUGAUGUCAUCAGGGGUUUUGCCAAGUGGGCCCGCGGUCUGUCUUGGUGAGGACUGGGGAGAGGUAACGCCUGUGGGUGGUGUGGUGGCUGACAGAUCCUGAUGGUAACUGGCGUGGGCGCGCUUUAAACGUCUAUGUAUAUAUAUAUAUUGUAGUGUUUAUUGUUUUUCAUAAUUUGAAAUGAGUAUUUAUUAGAUGUAUGUGGAAGAUAGAUAUGACAGAAGGUAUAUUAAUUUAUCUUAUGUCGGUUUGCUUA